Messenger RNA from Budorcas taxicolor (takin), 2757 nucleotides. It is a transcript of the gene WHRN, whose product is annotated as whirlin. The record is from RefSeq and is a predicted model, not a curated record. The coding region runs from base 1 to 2757 and encodes 918 amino acids. Lineage: Eukaryota; Metazoa; Chordata; Mammalia; Artiodactyla; Bovidae. Gene Ontology annotation, cellular component: cilium; stereocilium tip; photoreceptor inner segment. Gene Ontology annotation, molecular function: protein binding. Gene Ontology annotation, biological process: sensory perception of sound; auditory receptor cell stereocilium organization. The transcript has 13 exons.
AUGAACGCGCAGCUGGACGGCCUGUCGGUGGGCUCGUCCUCCACCGGCUCGCUGGGCUCGGCGGCCGGGGCGGGCGGCGGCGGGGGCGCGGGGCUGCGACUGCUGUCUGCCAACGUGCGCCAGCUGCACCAGGCGCUGACCGCGCUGCUGAGCGAGGCGGAGCGGGAGCAGUUCACGCACUGCCUGAACGCCUACCACGCGCGCCGCAACGUCUUCGACCUGGUGCGCACCCUGCGCGUGCUGCUGGACAGCCCGGUCAAGCGGCGCCUGCUGCCGAUGCUGCGGCUGGUCAUCCCGCGCUCCGACCAGCUGCUCUUCGACCAGUAUACGGCGGAGGGCCUCUACCUGCCCGCCACCACCCCCUACAGGCAACCCGUCUGGGGCGGCCCCGACGGCGCGGGGCCCGGGGAGGUGCGCCUGGUGAGCCUGCGGCGCGCCAAGGCCCACGAGGGCUUGGGCUUCAGCAUCCGCGGGGGCUCGGAGCAUGGCGUGGGCAUCUAUGUGUCGCUGGUGGAGCCGGGCUCUCUGGCCGAGAAGGAGGGGCUGAGAGUCGGGGACCAGAUUCUGCGUGUCAACGACAAAUCCCUGGCCCGAGUGACCCACGCUGAAGCUGUCAAGGCUCUCAAGGGCUCCAAGAAGCUGGUGCUGUCGGUGUACUCAGCGGGGCGCAUCCCCGGUGGCUACGUCACCAACCACAUCUACACCUGGGUGGACCCCCAGGGCCGCAGCAUCUCCCCACCUUCAGGCCUGCCCCAGCCCCAUGGCAGCGCCCUGCGGCAGCAUGAGGGUGACCGGAGGAGCACCCUGCCCCUCCUGCAAGGCGGGGAUGAGAAAAAGGUGAACCUGGUGCUGGGGGACGGCCGGUCCCUGGGCCUCACCAUCCGCGGGGGAGCGGAGUACGGCCUGGGCAUUUACGUCACCGGCGUGGACCCGGGCUCUGAAGCAGAGAGCAGCGGGCUCAAGGUUGGGGACCAGAUCCUGGAGGUGAAUGGGCGGAGCUUUCUCAACAUCCUGCACGAUGAGGCGGUCAGGCUGCUCAAGUCAUCCCAGCAUCUCAUCCUGACCGUGAAGGACGUCGGGAGGCUGCCCCACGCCCGCACCACCGUGGACGAGACCAAGUGGAUCGCCAGUUCCCGGAUCGGAGACGCUGCCGCCAACUGCGCGGGGUUUCCCGGGGAUCUCACAGCAGAAGGGACCAACAAGCUGGGGUUUUACAAGGGGCCAGCCGGCUCCCAGGUGACCCUGAGCAGCCUGGGGAACCAGACACGGGUGCUGCUGGAGGAGCAGGCGCGGCACCUGCUGACCGAGCAGGAGCGUGCCACCAUGGCCUACUACCUGGAGGAGUACCGCGGCGGCAACGUAUCGGUGGAAGCCCUAGUCAUGGCCCUGUUCGAGCUGCUCAACACCCACGCCAAGUUCUCGCUCCUCUCUGAGGUGAGAGGCACCAUCUCCCCCCAAGACCUGGACCGCUUCGACCAUCUGGUGCUGAGACGGGAGAUUGAGUCCAUGAAGGCGCGGCAGCCCCCGGGUCCUGCAGCCGGGGACACCUACUCCACGGUCUCCUACAGCGACACGGGCUCGUCCACAGGCAGCCACGGCACCUCCACCACCGUCAGCUCGGCCAGGGAGCGGCUGCUGUGGCUUAUAGACCUGAUGGAGAACACUCUGGACCUGGAGGAGACCGGGGAGGCCGUCCAGGGCAAUGUGAACACCCUCUCAGACGUUUCCCUGGAUGAUGUCAAGUCCACCUCCAAGGGGCUGCCUAGCUACAAGCCGCCGCCUCCCCCGCCCCCUCUGACCCAAGGCCACGACCACCUCCUCAUCCAGCCGAGGAAGCCAGACAGAGAGGACCGCCAGCCGCCUUCCUCCGCGUCUUCCCACUCGGGCAUCAUCUUCUCAGCUCCGCGGAACAGGAGCCCGCCCGCGGGUACCGCUCCUGUGCCGGAGGCCCCCACAGCACAGGACUCGCCCUCCUCCCCUGUCUACGCCUCCAUCUCCCCGGCCAACCCCGGCUCCAAGAGGCCGCUGGACACCCACCUGGCCCUGGUCAACCAGCACCCCAUCGGCCCCUUCCCGCGGGUCCAGUCACCCCCGCACCUGAAAAGCGCCCCCGCAGAGGCCACGUUGGCUGGCGGUGGCCUUUCCCCACCCUCCCCCUCCAGCCGCCCAGACCAGGCGGGCACGAACCAGCAUUUUGUCCUGGUGGAGGUGCACCGCCCGGACAGUGAGCCAGACGUGAAUGAAGUGAGGGCGCUGCCCCAAACACGCACCGCCUCCACGCUCUCCCAGCUCUCAGAUAGCGGGCAGACCCUGAGCGAGGACAGUGGCGUGGACGCCGGUGAGGCCGAGGCCAGCGCCCCCGGCCGAGGCAGACAGACGGCGCCCGCCAGGAGCAGGAGUGGCAAGGAGACACCUCGGAACGAGAGGCCCGCCGAGGGGGCCACCAAACCUCCCGGGCUCUUGGAGCCCACGUCCACCCUCAUCCGCGUGAAGAAAAGUGCGGCCACCCUGGGCAUUGCCAUCGAGGGUGGUGCCAACACCCGCCAGCCUCUGCCUAGGAUCGUCACAAUUCAGCGAGGCGGCUCAGCCCACAACUGCGGGCAGCUCAAGGUGGGACAUGUGAUCCUGGAAGUGAACGGGGUGACGCUUCGGGGCAAGGAGCACCGGGAGGCUGCGCGCAUCAUCGCGGAGGCCUUCAAGACCAAGGAGCGCGACUACAUCGACUUUCUGGUCACCGAGUUCAACGUGCUGCUCUAG